UGGAAAAAAGAGCACAGCAUAAAUGAACAGAGUUUCAGAGGUCCUUGCACAUUUUCUGUGGGAGGAUUCUCGGCCAAUUCUAACUCAGGGAAAUCACAAUGAAGUGGACUCUCUUUUCUUUCUGACUUCUUCUCUCCGCCUGCAAUGUGUGCUGUGAAAAAGGUCUUAAAAAGAUGUCAUUGAUUUUUCCUGAGGAAACUGACAACAGUUAUGUGAUACUCCGUCCAGCUAAGCCCAUGAGCUUCACAGCCUUCACACUCUGCAUGAGCCUCACAUCGGAGUUUAAUUUAUUGCGGGAAACUAUCCUAUUUUCUUAUUAUAAGUCAGGAGAUGCACUAAAUCUGUGGGUUGAAUAUGGAAUUUUUAAUGUUUACUUGCUUCACUCAGAUCCUGUAAGUUUCAAACUUCCUCAUCUCAACACAUUCUGGACAAAUCUGUGUGUAACAUGGGAGUCGUCAUCUGGACUGAUUGCUGUUUGGGUUGAUGGUAAAAGUAGUGGCAGGAAAGUUUAUAGACAAGGACACAAGGUUCGGGAUGGGGGAAUUGUAAUUCUGGGACAAGAUCAGGAUAACCUGGGGAAUGGGUUUGACAAAAAGCAAAGCUUUACUGGGGAAAUAACCAGCGUUUAUCUGUGGGACUACGUGCUAUCGUCUGAUGAACUAUGUCUUGUCAGUCAAGGACAUACUGAGCCUAAAGGGAAUGUAAUUGAUUGGAAUACAGUGGGUUAUGAAGCUAGAGGAAAUGUUUUAAUAAAACCUGUUAACAACUAUAAAUUGUCAGUUAGUUCUUCUAAAAUGUGGUGAAUAAAUGUUGGUAAUCUAUUCUUAUUUGUGUAAGGUGUUCCUAAUUAAACUAGAAAGACCUGAAGCUGUACCAGACUAUCGAAACAUGACGUUGUUAUACGUGGAGUUCAGUAGCAGAAUCUCAAUCUGAGUGUCUCCACGCAUCCCAGUCAAAUUAAAUAUAUGACAUAUAUAAAGUACAAGAAGUCUAAAGAUGGAAUUGUGCACUUCCGUGACUCCUUCUUUUGCUACUAUUCUGUCCAUUUUAAUUACUUUUUAUAUGGAUUGUUCUAUUCUAUUAAAAUUUAGGUGUGCUGUAUAUGUUCACAAAUAUAAAUGUUAUAAAAAAAAUA
This is a messenger RNA of Polypterus senegalus (gray bichir), 1135 nucleotides long. Its product is annotated as pentraxin fusion protein-like. The transcript has 3 exons. NCBI's taxonomy places the organism in Eukaryota, Metazoa, Chordata, Cladistia, Polypteriformes, Polypteridae. The record is from RefSeq and is a predicted model, not a curated record. The coding region runs from base 174 to 803 and encodes 209 amino acids.